Cryptococcus amylolentus CBS 6039 is the source of this 840-nucleotide messenger RNA. RefSeq lists its product as hypothetical. Gene Ontology annotation, biological process: Arp2/3 complex-mediated actin nucleation; regulation of actin filament polymerization. Gene Ontology annotation, cellular component: Arp2/3 protein complex; cytoskeleton. Bases 18 to 593 code for a protein of 191 amino acids. Lineage: Eukaryota; Fungi; Basidiomycota; Tremellomycetes; Tremellales; Cryptococcaceae. Gene Ontology annotation, molecular function: actin filament binding. The record is from RefSeq and is a predicted model, not a curated record. The transcript has 6 exons.
CUCUGUCCACCACCGCCAUGCCCGCCUACCACUCCGCCUUCAACCACGACACCAACGCCCGCCAAGUCGGCAACACCGCCAUCCUCCCUAUCACAACAAAGAUCAGAGGGCCAGCUCCCAUAUCUUCUACCCCCGGGAAACCUGAUAUCAUCGAUGAGGCUCUGGACUUGUUCAGAGCCAACUGUCUCUUCCGUAACUUUGAGAUCAAGGGACCCGCGGACCGUCUCUUAAUCUACCUCAUUCUCUUCAUUUCGGAAUGUCUCACCAAGCUUGCCCCCACCGCUGGCAGACCAUCCCCGUCUUACCAAGAAGCCACCAAGGUCCUUCAGACCCUUGCUGUCGACAACUUUUCUCUACCAGGAGAAGCCGGCUUCCCUUUGAAUAGCUUGUACCAUGCUCCUGCCUCUAGAGUCGACGCAGACCAUUUCCGAUCAUAUCUCACUCAGACCAGGACUGAGCUUGUUCUCCGCCUUUGUGAUAGGCUCUAUCCUCAUGAGCAGGCUCUCGGCCCUGAUGGCGCACCUACAGGCCAACUGGGUCCCAGGGCUACCAAGCCAAGCAAGUGGUGGAUGUCUUUCCAAAAGAGGCGGUGAGUCACAAAUCGUAACAUGACUGAAACUUGCCUGACGCGUACCCCAAGAUUCAUGGGAAGGUCCCUCGGUGUCUAGUCUGAUCGUUUUGCCUUCAGGACUCGGUCAUGAGAGUAGAAACAGAGAAAGGAUUCCACAGCGCUGUGGGGCAUUGACGAUAUUCAAAGGAUACCACAGUGACUCGAGUUGUCAUGCAAGAAUUGUAAGGAUUCGUCAAACGUGUUUAGCGGAAUGUGCGUCAAGACUCGAG